GUUGCUCGCCAUUUUCAAGCAACACGUCAAACGGUUCACAUUUGCAUUCGGUAUUUCGUGAUCAGGAAAUCCUUGGAUCAAAUGAUCCCACUUCUUGGAUUGGCAGCGGUGUGCGGGGCGAUAACAUUUUGCCUGGUACCGUUAUGUUAUUGCAAGAAAUCGGUAAAAAAUCAUGUUUUAGGUAAAAACGAACGCGUGGAGUCUCCAGUUGUGCGUAUUAGAAUAUCACAUCCCCAUCAAGAUAAAUUAUCGAAUGACAUCUGCAAUCCUGAUGGCAAAUUACCAUCAUGCCGACGCAGAACAUCAACGAAGAUUUGGUCGACUCCGUUAAGAAAGAAAUUAAAACACAUCACGGAUUCUUCAGCUGAAAUGUGUUGUGGAACUAAGACUGUAGUUCAGGCGCAAGUCGAACCUAAUCCCAUGUUAAACAACAACGAAGAUUCCGAAUCAUUUCGGUGUAAAUCACUUCGAAAUGAUCACGAUUCUCCAGGACAAGCUUCAAACCAACAAAAAUUAAACGAUGAAAGAACAAAGAAGACAUCGUCUGCCUUCGGCAAGAAAUGGAAGAAGCUAAAGAUAUUAUUUCGCAUAAGAUCCAAGAAAUCGGUGCCCUUCAAAGACUUCGAAAUCGACAAGAUACAAAGAUUGAACGUUCCCAUUUCCACUUCUGGUCAUCGCUCUCCGUCGAAGCAUGCAGCUCAGCUAAAUCAGUGCGACGUAUCAACGUCAACGAUGAUAAGUAGAAACCAAAAUAACGAAAUCGUUGAAAAUUGUAACGAUUCAGACAAGACCAUCGAAAUUCCAUCAAAGGAAGAGAUCGAUCGACGAUAUUCGAAUGCGAAAGCGAUACAGGAAGCAGUGUCGCUGACAAAUCGUAGCUCAGUCGAUGGAAAAUCGGUCUGCGAUUUGAGAAUCACCGGUUUAACGAUGAACCAGUCCCAACUGCUGGAUCUGUUCGAGGCGACAGGAGGCCAGACGCGAACAGCAUCCAUCGUGACAACCGAGGAGGCUUCGAUAAUAUCUAUCAAGUUUUACCAUCGAAGAAAUAGUAACGAGGCAACAGACACCACAGACAGUUUCAUUCACGAAGGUCCUUUUGGAGGGUUCAUUUGGAAAUUGUACAAAAGGUUACCGGAGAGACUGGAAGAGACACCGUUCGCCAGGUUGUUCCGAUCACAGGAUCAAGGACAAAGUUCGAAUCUCGCGGCUUCAUCGAUUCGAGUCUCCAAUAAUUCGAAGACAUCAUAUGGCUCGAGAAACAAUACCUCGUACUUUGGGUUCCCUAGACGGGAAACAGAGUCGUUGCUGAUAGGUUCGUGCCCGACAAUGGUAGGACAUCGUCGAGGAACGUCAGCAACAGUCGUAUGACGAGAUAUCACGAAGAACGCAGAAUGUGAAUACGUAUCGCAGAGUAUAUGUAUAGGAGAAAGAGUGGAUGUUUUUUGAACAUGAACAUGGAAUUUUGUUCGAUAGACUUUCUUCUAUUAGGUGUGUGCAUAAGUUUUGUAGGUUUUUGUGCUGAAGUAAUUUAUUAACGCGUUGACUGCCACGCUAACUUUGUGAACAGUUUUUUGAAGCUAAAGCUUCUGUUUUGAGAUAAGGUGGAACUAGAUAAGAUUCGUCACUUAACACAUGAAGAUAUAUCGUUUUUUAGCACGAUCUAAAAGUAACCUAUGAAACUUAUGCAUGCACUUAAUAAUUUUGCCAAUGAGGAAUGGAAUCUCUACCAAGAUUUCAAUUUUACACUACGGAGUAUAACUAUAUCGUCAUUCAUAUUUUUCAACGUUUAAAUGAUUUGGACUAUGAAAUAAAAUCAAUUGUAUGAAAUGGAAAGCAAUAUUAGGUAUACGAACUUAAAACUCAUUAUUUAUCGUAUCCUUUUAGCUCAUAUAAUUGACUUUUUUUAUUCCUACGUAAAAGUCUGAAAUAUUUAAAAAUAUGUAUAGUUAUGCUCCACAGUAUAGUAGCAGAAAUUAUUGUUACUGUGACGAAGGAGUUUUAAUAUAACGAUAUUGAUUCAUUCUUAUUUUAGAUGACUGACUCAGGAUAGUUUGAUAAAAAAUAACAUCAUGAAAGAGUUUCUUGAAACUCUGUGAAAUUCUAAUAUUUGGGAUAAAAUAUUGUCUACUGAAAACGUAUAAAGGGCGUGCAUUUGGUUCGAUUGACGGACAUCCAUCUAAUUCUGCGAAUCGGGAUAGGAAUUUCUACCAGGAUUCCGAUUCUAGUAUCAGGAACUGUAGUCACUGAUAUAACGCAGAAAUAUUUUUUUUUUUACAUUCCUGCGGUUCUUUUAUGUCGCCUUGACUCUCAGCAACUUAAACGGAAAUUCGCAAAGAGAACAAUUUACGUUCAAAGAAACCAAAAAAUCGUGCAAUAUAGAGAAAUUAUGUAGUUUUAUUCUAGUCGCAUUUAGUAUUAUAGGGAUUUUUAGUCGUUACUUGGUCGAUGUAUUUAAUAGUUUACAAUGAGUAAUUUUAAUAUUUGAAUACUUCAUUAUUUUUAUUUUGUCACUUUACAACUUUGUCUAUGCCGAAGGAUAAAGUGACUGAGGUAUAUGUUGCGUUAAAAUAGUUAACGUAGUAUAAAGUUUGUUCGUGUAAUUCAGAAUGUUUGUUAUAAAUUUAAUCUCAAACUAUGUGUUCAGAUAUGUCAAGAGACUUCGAAUAUUAAAUUUACUUAUUGGAAGUGUAAGGAAAUUAAGUAAUUAGUAUUGAUAUUUAAUGAGCAAUUCUAGUCAAUUAAUACAGCUAGUGUAGUACAUAAUGGAAACCUCGAAGGGCAAAGGAAUUAUACAGUUAAUGCAUUGUAAUUAAAUUAUACAACAAUAAAUUAUGUUGAAACUUAAAUUGAUAAAAUAUUUAUUUAGAGUUCAUACGAAUGUUACCACAGUGCUUGUAACAUAAAAUUACUUUGAAAAUA
Hylaeus volcanicus is the source of this 2919-nucleotide messenger RNA. RefSeq lists its product as uncharacterized. The record is from RefSeq and is a predicted model, not a curated record. The transcript is spliced from 4 exons. Bases 82 to 1368 code for a protein of 428 amino acids. Lineage: Eukaryota; Metazoa; Arthropoda; Insecta; Hymenoptera; Colletidae.